Messenger RNA from Lepisosteus oculatus (spotted gar), 7429 nucleotides. The record is from RefSeq and is a predicted model, not a curated record. Lineage: Eukaryota; Metazoa; Chordata; Actinopteri; Semionotiformes; Lepisosteidae.
UGGGGCUCCUAUUGGCUAAGUGGCUUUCAACUUGCUUCCUGUCAUUUCCUUUAAAUCUUCAUCCAGUCCAGUGUCGCUUCUCCUAAAGAGCGUUUCUUCUGGCCUUCUUUUUUUUUAAUUGGAGAAAGGAGGGGGGAGGGGGUGGUGGUGUUGGUGGCAGUUGCUGAUAUUCCUGAUCCAAAACUGGAGAAGUUUGCUGAGCUUAUCAAGAGCAGAGAAGUGCUGCCACAGGCUACUGCACUGUUACUUUAAUACAAGAUAAACUUUUUUUUCCCCAGGAUCUUAGUUUGGCCUUUGUUGUGUAGGAGAAAGCUCUGUGUAAGGGGGGGGUCAGGGGUGGGAAAGGUGGACAAAACUCCAUAUCUGCCAUGAAACAGACACGGGAAAGUGGUUUUGAAGCUCGCUACCAAGGUUUCAGGAAUGGGGCAACAAAAGCGCCCAGUCGUGGUUCCAAGGAAGUUUCAGGGGCCACAGGCCUCUCCAGUCAAGUCCAGAGCACCUCUUCGUCGGAGCAUCAGGAAAAGAAGCCCUUCCCUACUGGCAGUCAGCUUUCUGGGGGAGGCCAGAAUCCUUUGCUCUUAACCCCGGCCAGUCUGCAGCUUGCGCAGCUCCAGGCCCAACUCACUCUGCACAGGCUGAAGCUGGCCCAGACAGCCGUGAGCAGCAACACGGCAGCAGCUGCCACCGUUCUGAACCAGGUUCUUUCCAAAGUGGCGAUGUCUCAGCCCUUCUUUAACCAGUUGACUUCGCCCAUGGUCAGCACUCCUCAGAGUCACGCUGGUGGGGCCCAUCUGGGCUCAGGGAUGUUGGCCUCCAGGUUUCCCUCCAGUGGGCUGCCCUUUCCUCCACAGAACACUGCUCUGGGGCCCCUGGUUGGGGGAGAUCUGGGCUGUGGAGGAGCUCUCCAGAACCAAAAUCACACCGCCAUUGGACUGAAUCCCUAUACUGGUGGCGUGUCUCAAACACCCAACCAGCUUACUUCAGAAUAUGGAAAUAAAAUCAACCUGUCAGCCCAUACAGUGUACCCCUCAGACACUGACAGGCGCAGCCAGUAUAGCAUCUUAAGUGGGGGUCCCAACAUAUCAGACAAAGGAGGAAAUGGGUUUUUACCGCUUUCCAGUGCCCAGUCAAAGAUGGGAAACCAAAGUGGGUUUCAGAGGGACUUUUAUGGAUCAAGCCCUCAGGGACCAGAGGGACAACAGGGAAAACAGUUUUGUUUUGCAGGAGAGCCGAAUCCAAGUGCCUUUCCACCAGUCAACCACAAAGAACAGUGGCAACAACAGGGUGCCAUGUCUAAGAUGGAGGGGGCCCCUACCCAAGGGGUCACGUGGGCCACAUCGAGCCAACCUUUCCACGUAAGGGGUGAGCUAUACAACCCAGAAGAGCCAACCACAGACUCCAAAUACUGCUCUGGCGCUGGGCCACCUUUCAGCGGUAGUACCCAGGGGUUUGUAGGAUACCAGCAAGUUCAGCCAAGAGAGCAAACACUCAGGGGUGGUCCUGUGCCCCUCCAGCCACACCAGCUCAAUGACUUCCACGCAGUGACUCCAGUGCACAUGCCACACCAUUGCACCAUCUGUGACAAGAAGGUCUUUAAUCUGAAGGACUGGGACCAGCAUGUCAAGGGGGAGUUACAUCUGCAGAACCGUGCUCUUUUCUCAGAAUGUCCUGCCAUUGGACCUGCUCAUUUUCCAAAGGUUCCGGACGUAUGUCUAAACUCCUCAACAAACACCACCAUGACUUUUUCAUCUGCUUCAAACCAAGUGGAUUUCCCUCUGAGGAAGUCUGGCCCUGGCCGAGUCGUUCAUAUCUGUAAUAUACCAGAAGGGAGCUGUACGGAAAAUGAUGUCAUCAACCUAGGCCUUCCGUUUGGGAAGGUCACCAACUACAUUCUCAUGCGGUCUACUCACCAGGCCUUUUUGGAAAUGGCUUACGUUGAAGCAGCCCAAGCCAUGGUGCAGUACUAUCAAGAGAACCCGGCCACGAUUAAUGAUGAAAAGCUGCUCAUCAGGAUGUCAAAGCGUUACAAGGAGCUACAGCUCAAGAAACCUGGGAAGGAUGUAGAGUCAAUUAUUCAGGAUAUUCAUUCACAAAGAGAGAGAGAUGGCAUGCAGGAUGUUGAGUGUUAUCCCCUAGAGAGGCCAAGGUCCCGCAGCCCCAUCAGCCGGUCCCUGAGCCCCCGCUCCCACAGUCCCAGUUUCACUUCCUGUAGCUCCACACACAGCCCCCUGGGUACCAGCCGAGCAGAGUGGAGCAAUGGCCUGAGUGAAAGGAGAGCCUCCUGGGACUGGUCCCCUCAUGUGCGCCGGGAGGAGGAGAGGGAGGAGGGCUUCUGGCGGAACGAGGAUGAGGACAGGUCAGACAGCUGGCUGCAGGAGAGGAGGAAGCCCUACCUGAAGCUGACAGACAGGGCGAGCCCCAGGUCUCUUGAGGAGAGGGGAGAGCCCACCAGGACCACCAGGGAGAGGUAUCCAAGAAGCAGCCCACAAAACACAUCCUACUCCUCGUACCGAUGCAAAGAGGAUGACUUCUACAAGAGAGAGCCCAGGCAUAAAUCUGACAGGCCUCCCAGACCCCCACACCAGCGCCACGAAGCAAAGUUGAAGAAGAGGGAUCCCGAAGAGGGCUACAGGCCGAAAUACUCGCACAGCGAAGCAACUGAGGAUGCUAUAGCCGCCAAGUCAACGGAGGACAGGAGACAGACAAGCACGGAUAAGGGGCAGAGUAAAAGGCUGCACAAGAAGAUGGCAACAGAGAAGGAAGAACAAGUAUCAGAUACCCAGGGACAGCAGAAGUACAAGGAUCAGUCAGUAUCUCCUAACCCAAAAAGUGAGGAAAUGAAGGGAUCUGAUCAUGAAAGAAGCAAAGAAACUCAGCCAGAGGAGUCUGAGAGCGGGAAUGAGACAGAGGGAGAGUCUUGGUACCCACAGGCUAUGGAAGAGCUGGUCACAGUGGAUGAGGUGGGGGAAGCAGAGGACUGCAUCAUUGAACCUGACCUCCUAGAGCUGCAGGAGGCUGAAGAGGCACAGGCUGAAGAGAAGGCAGAGAAGGUCUCCACAACCAUAGACACUAGAGACACUGGAGAGCCAGCAGAGGAGGGUGGCCAAAGUGGCAGUGACACAGGCCACACAGCACAGGACAGCAGGGUAGAGGUCAGACCAGAGGAACACACUGAGCACAGAUCUCCCUGUAGGGAGAUCUCCAACACAAGCCCUCAAGAUCCCACCCUUACCUCUGACCCUGAAUGUCAGAUAUCGAUGGAGCUUCACUCCGAACUCGGGGAUUUUCCGAGCAGGGAAUUCCAGGCGGCUUUCAAGGAGGCGUGUUCCUGCACAGACUCGGAAAGAAGGGAGGCUGAUCUGCCAGCAGCAGAGGAGAGGUCUCUCAGUCCUGAGGAUCUCGAUGAAGGCAACAACCCUUUAGAUGUUCUUAGUAGCUGUAAAAAGGGGGAAAGGGUGACGCCGAUUGCAAAAGCUGCCACUGAAGAGACUGGAAGUGAGGAUGAACAGUAUGUGGAAGCACAAAAAAAAGAUGUUGCUAUUAAGACUCAGAGCCAGUCUCCCAGACACCCAGAGGUAGAACCUAAAAAUGUUCCAUCACCACCACAAUGGGAUCAAGAGAACAUUUUUGGUGAACACAGCAUCCCUUUAGGGGUAGAGUUUGUCGUGCCACGGAGUGGGUUUUAUUGCAAGCUGUGUGGCCUCUUCUACACCAGUGAGGAGACGGCGAAGAUCACCCAUUGCAGGAGCACAGUGCACUACAGGAACCUCCAGAAGUAUCUGUCACAGUUGGCGGAAGACAGCUUAAGAAGCUCCCAGAAGAACACAGCCAGCACGGAGGAGGCUGGGAUUGUCCCGCAGUGCAAGGAGCUGAAUAAACCCUGUUGAUGAUAGGUUGAGCUGUGAAUUGAUUACUGGAAGGCUUAAAAGCAGAUGGAUGUAAUCCUUCAAAAAAUGAAGAGCUGAUCCGACCUUCCGGAAUUAGACAGGCAGUGGAAAUCUUGUAAAGAGUCGGGAUAACGGACAGUGUAUCCUCAUUAAUGUGAAGUAGUAUAUUAUGGACUCUAAAAAACAGCAAACAUCCCAUGCAAAAGUACUAUAAAUGCCUGUGGGAAGACUGAACUGAUUCUUUAUCUGAGUGCUGACUUUAUUGAAAUGUAGUCGUUUAUGGCACUGGGAAGUGGUCUGACAAACUAAAGAAUGCAGGAACACAUCUCAUCAACAUCCACAUCAACUCAGGGUUUUAGUAACACUGUAGAUUUUAUAGAAGGUAUUGCGAUGUGGUCAGUCCUACGCCAGAGUGUUCUUUUGUACAUGCUGUGACGCUCAAGAUGCUAUGUACGAAGCUGCAGAACUAAGACCACAAAUAAUUCCAUUUUUAUUAUUCAUUUUCAGGAUCUUAUAUUAUCAUACAAACCACAUUCUACUUGUUUUUACAGUUUUUUACAGUAAGGGCUUGUAUCUGUACUUUAUGUGUGAAGUAAAAAGCAAUGUCCUGUGGAGUUAACACAAAAUGCACUUUAUGUCACAUUGGUAUAGUCAUAGUCCAAGUCAUUUGCUAUUCAUAUGUUGCUUAUCCUCAUUUUUAGGAACCUCUUUAGUCUUUGUUCUGCAGUUUCCGUUUAAUCUGGCAAAUUGAUUGUGUCAUUUUUUAUUUUUUAACAGUCAUCCUCAAUUAUUUUAAAACAUUUGAUUCUAUUAAAGAAGUUAGAGUAAAAGAAAUUUACUCUUAUUGCCUACAGCACAAUACAUACAAUUAGAUAUUAAAUAUGUAAAUAAUACAGACUUUAAAAAAUAGAUUUUCAUAAUUAACUUAACUUUGAUUGUUUUUCUUUGAUUUUUAGUGUUGUUCUCUUCUACUUUUCACCCUGGCAUUUGCUGCAAAAGUUUAAAAUGACAAAGAUGAAUGUCAGAACAGGAAUAAUUAUAUGAUUAUAGACAAUGUCAAUUUCCACAAAAUCACUCUGCCAAACUAACCUAUUGUCCCUUAGGAAUUGAUUGAAGGUCAUCAAAUACAGUUUAACUCUUCAUUUCUGAAGUGUUUUCGGAAUGGUUGGAUAUCUCAGGUUCAUCACAGUAAUAACUGACUAUUGUACUAUAUUCAGUGGCAAAAUUAAAAUUCUCAGCCACGCAGACCCUCUGAUAUUAAUAAGAAAAUUGAGAACUUGUGAAUUAGAAAAUAAGGAAGGGAAUAGUGAAGUGAAUCGAAAGAAAGAGUCAUGAGAUGUUAAAUCAAAUGUGAUACAUUCAGUACGACAGGAACAAAGUCUUAUUUGAUAGCUAGAUACAAGUAACCUAGAUGAAUCCCAAGAAACACUUUUGUCCCAAAGGACAAACUUAUGAUUUAUGAUCAUUUAAGAUAAUGAGCACUUUAUUUACUUAAUUGUCCUUGGCAUCUGAGACAAUAGGUUUAAAAUAUGCUCAUCACAAAGUUUUUCUUGUAGCUGUUAAUUCAGGCACCCUUUUAUAAUUGACGCCUGGGCUUUCAACCAUUACCUUAUGAAUGCAUUAAAAAAAAAGACAACUGUCAAAAGACUAAGCUAAGAGCUCAGUUUGCCAUUGAUUAUACCUGAUUUAACUCCUUCCCGUGCAGGACAGUUUGUCCCACAAGUAGUAAGGGCACAUUUCUAAUAGUAUUUGCCACUGCUAAUUUAAACAUGCUUUUUUCAGAAAGGAAGGCUGUCUCUUAGUGUUGAAAAAUCAAGACUAAUGCACCAAAAAACAAACUGACAGAAUGGAAUAUUGUUGAGGAGGAAGAUGUACAACAAAAUUACCAAAUGGUCUGCCGUGGGGGAAAUAUUCCUUGAGCAGGGUAGACACUAUAAGCAUCCACAUACGACAAAUUGGCUUCUAAGAAAUCUCACAGCUGGCAUGAACAUAAGUCACAAAAGUCAGUCCAACAUGAAUGCCAUGUUCAUGUAACCUGUCAGUGUAUCCCUGAACAGUAACUUGCUGUGUAGAUAGAUUCCUAAGUUGCUGUGCAGUGUUCUGGCCAUUGCAGCUGCUGUCUGAAGGUGAUUAAGGAGAAGCAUGAGCCUGUUCUUGUCUUGCACACUUGCACACACUCACGCCAGGGACAAUUUUUCUAGAAGCCAAUUAACCUACCAGUAUGUCUGCAAACUGGGAGGAAACCAGAGCACCUGGAGGAAACCAACACGAACACUGGAAGAACGUAUAAACUCCACACAGAUAGCACCCCAGGUGUGGAACUGAAACCAGGGCCCCAGUGCUCGCAGCUAGGCUAACCACUGUGCUACCACUGUGCUGCCAUGUUCCCCCUCUAUAGCCUUCCCUACCAUUGAUAUCACGAUUUUCAUGUACCAUCUGAGAAGUGCACUCAUAUUGUUUCUGAAGGAGUUUGUCACGAGUCAUUUCAUUCAUCAUUGGAUUAUCAUGGUAUCACUGUGUAUGAGAUGGACUCUUUCUUUUUAUUAAAGUGAACUUGCCUGAUGUGCCUUUUUAAAUACUGCAGUUACUGCACAUUUCCACAAAGGAAAUAUGUACAUGAAAUUAUUCUACACUUCAAGGAUUUUGUGAUAUGUCAAUAUGCUGUCCCUUUUUACCAGUUAUUUAUGUGCAAGAUGUUUUGUGUGCAAACCAAAAACUAACGAUAAAUUUGCCUAAAAAAUGUUAUGCAGUUUCUAUAUCUUGGCAGUAUAGAACUACUUAGACUGCCUAUCAAAGAUUUUUUUCUAGAAACACUUAUAUAACUGCGAUACGUAUUUAAUUGAAAACGGGUAUAAAUUUGCCUUUGCAUGAACUUUAAUUUACCCUUAAAAGUUUUGAUAAAGUGAUUUGAAAACUUACAAGCAAUGGCAAAUACAUUAGGCCAGUCCAUUAGAUUGCUCAGGAUUUCAGGUAAAACUGCAAAUUGUUUUAAAAUUGGUCAAGCAUUUGCAAUUUUAAAUUUGCUACUUUGAACCAGUAAUUCAUUUUAAAAAGGUAAGUUUGGAAAUAAUUAACACCUUGUUUCCAAUCUUUUUCUUUAAUGUCUAGCUCAGAAUUCCUAAGGUUGUAAAUACCCAUUUCAAACACUACAAUGGGGUUUUAGACAUGUAGUUGUUUUUUGCAACCAUUAUUGUAAAUUUCGAACUCAAUAGAGGCACGUACAGUAUGUGGCUUAACUUCUGCUUGCAUAUUUUUUAUAAACAAAGGUACUGACAAAUACAAAGUGAGACAUUCAGGGAAUAAUUAAAGAGAAAAAAAUGAAGCAAUGCCAUUACUGGUGAAAUACUUGAACUGGACCAUUUGUGUUAUUAUUUAUUAUGGGGUUUAAAAACUACGUGGGUUUUGUUGGGGGAGGGAGUAAUUGGAUUUUGUUUUCUGUUUUCUGUACUGUGAAUUCUGUGACACCCAGAAAUAUUGGUGAAUUUUAUGUUUUCUUUAGCUUUCAAAUUUAAAUUAAUUUAGAGAUGGUCUCAAUAAAUGUU